AUGUUUGGUUCUACAAUGGAUAAUAGUCGUGGAAACAGUGCUGCGGCAGGGCAGAUACUUACUCCAACACGGUUCGUGUGGCCUUAUGGAGGUAGAAGGGUUUACCUAAGUGGAUCUUUCACUAGGUGGACAGAACAUGUGCCAAUGUCUCCAAUUGAGGGCUGCGCUACUGUUUUUCAAGUUAUUUGUAACUUGACUCCCGGAUAUCAUCAGUAUAAGUUUUAUGUUGAUGGGGAGUGGCGGCACGAUGAGCACCAACCAUUUGUAACCGGGAAUGGUGGAGUAGUGAAUACAAUAUUGAUUACUGGACCAGAUAUGGUUCCCACGGGUUUUAACUCUUCUAACAUGGAUGUGGAUGAUUUCUCCCAUCGAGCGGCUGAUCCAUCCCAGGAAUCUAUCCCUAGGGUGUCAGGAGUUGAUUUGGAAGUGUCUCGUCACCGUAUAUCUGUUUUACUGUCAACCCGUACUGCAUAUGAACUGCUCCCAGAGUCGGGCAAGGUUAUUGCAUUGGAUGUAACUUUACCAGUAAAGCAAGCAUUCCAUAUACUUCAUGAGCAGGGAAUCCCAUUAGCUCCUCUUUGGGACUUUGGUAAAGGCCAGUUUGUUGGAGUUCUUGGUCCACUGGACUUCAUUCUGAUACUGAGAGAGCUUGGAACUCAUGGAUCGAACUUGACAGAAGAAGAGCUUGAGACGCACACAAUAGCAGCAUGGAAAGAGGGAAAGGCUCAAAUUAGCAGACAAUAUGAUGGAAUUGGCAGACAAUAUCCGAGGCCACUUGUUCAGGUUGGGCCUUAUGAUAAUCUGAAAGACGUUGCCCUCAAAAUUUUGCAAAACAAGGUGGCAGCCGUUCCAGUUAUCCAUUCUUCUUUGCAGGAUGGGUCAUAUCCACAGUUACUGCAUCUUGCUUCGCUAUCAGGCAUAUUAAAAUGUAUAUGCAGGUACUUUAGACAUUCGUCUAGCUCUUUGCCAAUCCUUCAACAGCCCAUUUGUUCAAUUCCCCUGGGUACUUGGGUCCCUAGAAUUGGAGAAUCAAAUAGCAAACCUCUCGCGACAUUAAGACCAAACGCCUCUUUGGGUUCUGCGCUCUCAUUAUUAGUUCAAGCACAAGUCAGUUCAAUUCCAGUAGUGGAUGACAAUGACUCGCUUAUUGACAUAUACUCCCGAAGUGACAUAACUGCUCUGGCUAAAGAUAAGGCAUACGCACAGAUUCAUCUUGAUGACAUGACGGUUCACCAGGCGCUGCAGUUAGGGCAAGAUGCGAGUCCGCCUUAUGGAAUGGUCAACGGGCAGAGAUGUCACAUGUGCUUGCGGUCAGACUCUCUUGGGAAAGUGAUUGAGCGGUUGGCGAAUCCAGGAGUAAGGAGGCUGGUGAUAGUGGAAGCAGGGAGCAAACGUGUAGAAGGUGUCAUAUCUUUGAGUGAUGUUUUCCGAUUCCUGCUCGGUCUUUGACUAUACUCUCCACAACAAGCUCUGUUUUCUCAUUCCAUCAAAUCAAACUACCCAACAAUCUACUUUUUUUGUGUUUGUGUGGUCUUUGCAAGGAAUAUGUAAAUCUGCUACGAACCCCACUUCAUCAUUGUUUUUCUUCUAUUUAUUUUUGUUGUUUUUAGUUGAACUUGUUUCCUUCCAUUCUUGUGAAAGAUAAUUGCCUUAACGAAAUCUUUACUAGUUAGUAUCUCUU
Eruca vesicaria subsp. sativa (arugula) is the source of this 1681-nucleotide messenger RNA. Lineage: Eukaryota; Viridiplantae; Streptophyta; Magnoliopsida; Brassicales; Brassicaceae. The record is from the annotation of a GenBank genome assembly.